Molecule: messenger RNA, 1317 nt
Organism: Symbiodinium sp. CCMP2592
Lineage: Eukaryota; Dinophyceae; Suessiales; Symbiodiniaceae
Source: the annotation of a GenBank genome assembly
AUGGGUGCCGGUGCCAGUGCCAGUGCGUUGAGUGAGGCGCUUGGCCGUGGUGAGCUCUCAAACUAUUUCAGUGACCCAUAUUUGAAAGGUGAAGUCUACAAAGGUUCGCUCUACUCGCACGGCGGCCUGCAUGAGUUGCACACAUUCGACUACAACGCACCGGAUGGUCUGGUGCGCGUGUGGCGACACGCUGUAAUCAUGUGCGAUCUUCAGGACCAAGAAGGCCCUGGUCAACAGGACCUCUGUGUCCUGUAUCAUUACACUCACGAACUAGCAUUCCUAAAUGUGGCCAACAUGGAGCAGACCACUGCCGAGCUCUUCGCAUCAUUGGUGGACUCCAGGGCCCACUUCGGAAAGGGCGUCUACUGUACUCAGCAUGAACCUGCAGUAUGGGGCUCCCGGAUACGUGUUCUUUUGAACAACUACAGCAAUUUGAGUCCUUUGCGUGACACAACAGAUGCGGAGUCUCAGCGAGUGGAGACGACAUGGGGCACAGGCAAUUCUGGAGGCCAUCGCGCAGCCUUCUGCAUUCCGAUUGUAGUCUUGAGGGAGCACGCGUACAACAUUUUUCAAAGGCAAACGCCUGACCUAGCCCAGAAGAUGGUCCUUGAUGUAGAUACAGGACAGGAGCGCGGGAUCAAUCUGGGUGAAGACUAUCGAGGCCGAAAAGUGGAUCCUGGACGCGACGUUUGGGUCUUGCAGGUGACGGACGAUGUUGGCAGGGUGAAGCAUGCUGGCGCAGAGGCAGACGGUUUGCUCAAACUGCUCCGGCUCCGCUUGGCCAACCUCCGACAAGAGCUGGGCGAGGAUGCGGAGCUUGCGCUGGACUGCAUGCACGAGCUCGGGAGAAGGCUACAGGGCCGCGCCAUCUUCGAAGAGGCGGAGCAGCUGUACAAGAAGUGUCUGCGAGGCCGCAGGUCCAAGCUUGGUGACGAUCAUCCGCAAACGUUGAGUUCGAUGAACAACUUGGCUGGGCUGCUGGUGGCUCGGGGCCGCUAUGAGGAAGCCGAGCCGCUGUACAGGCAGGGAUUGGAGGUUCGAAGGGCCAAGCUUGGUGACGAUCAUCCGGACACGCUCCUUUCCAUAAACAACUUGGCUGGGCUGCUGACGCAUCGGGGCCGCUAUGAGGAAGCCGAGCCACUGUACAGGCAGGGAUUGGAGGUUCGACGGGCCAAGCUUGGUGACGAGCAUCCGGACACGCUCCUUUCGAUGAACAACUUGGCUGGGCUGCUGACGCAUGGGGGCCGCUAUGAGGAAGCCGAGCAAAGCCAUCGACAGGCACUGUCGUACUCAGCUCCAGUCUCAGCUCCAUCCUGA